AUGUAUGGCGGGGGCGUGAGGUGCCGACAGAUGUGCAGAGUCUCUUCAGAGUGGUUUGUCCAGCCGCUCGCGGGGAACCAAUGGCUACUGUCCAAGCCUCUUUCUGGCUCAGAGCUUGAAGUUGCCAUCGAACACCGCAGCCUCAUGGAGUCUGCAACCAUGUGCGUGACCACCGCGAAGGACAUGACCAAGGCUGACCAGGAUCAGGCAGAAAAGGUCACGAUGGAGGAUCAGGUGCGACGACUUGAUGCCCGGCACCGAGAACAGGCGGAGAGGUUGCAGAUGCUUCAGCAGAUGGAGAAGCAGAAGAUGGUGGAGCUGUGUCAGCAGGCGGCUGAGACCCAGUGCGAGAUCUGGGAGGGUGAGAUCACUGACGAUGAAGACUGCAUUGGGCAGUACCGAACCCCAUCGUCCCCAACAUCCCCGCAGGCGAGUCACCUAAGAGAUUCCAUCGAUGACGCCGCAAGGGGGAUGAUGAUGCGCACUUCCUCGACUUUGGUAUCGCCUUCCUGCGUGUCCACAAGGCCGCCACAGACAGUAGUUCUGCUUCCUGCCCUGAUCCAUGGCUCCGAGCACUCCUAUUCCCAGUUGAACCAAGACUUCAUCCGCGGAAAGAUGUUUCACGCCACUUACUCGACGUCUGGGGGUUCCACUUUGGAGUGGAACAUGCAGUUCGAAAACACGAAGAUAGGCGAGACGCAGCAGGACUGCAGGCUUGGCGCAGGGGCUGCCCAGCAGGUCCGUCGGCACUCUUGCGGCAACUUGCGCAAGACUUCGACGCGGGCUACGCAUUCCGAUCAGUGGCAGGACGACACUGUGACGGUGAUGAUGAGGAAUAUCCCGCCACACCAUACGCAGCAGAAGCUUGUGGAGGAGUUGCAUCGUCGUGGCUUCGAGGGUUGCUUCGAUUUCCUCUACCUUCCCCACAAUUUCAAGCUGAACAUCAACGUUGGCUAUGCUUUUAUCAACUUCAUAGAGCCCAAGUACGCCUUGAAGUUCUACCGCGACCUGGACGGACAAUGCCUCACCAAGUACAUGAGGCAGAAGGGAAAGUUCAUCCGUGUGCACCCCGCGCAGCUCCAAGGAUACGAGGCCACCUAUGACCACUUCAUGCGCACCAAGAUUGCGCAGAAGCAGGACCCCGCCUUCUCGCCACUCUUUAGAUGA
Messenger RNA from Symbiodinium natans, 1167 nucleotides. The record is from the annotation of a GenBank genome assembly. NCBI's taxonomy places the organism in Eukaryota, Dinophyceae, Suessiales, Symbiodiniaceae.